AUGUCUCUCUCAAAAGGUGCUAUCAAAGUUCUCUACGACGAAGAAAAGGCCAACCCAUUGCACAGCAACCCCACUGUUCAAAUCAUCAACAUCAAGGCUGUCACUGUGCAAGGCGGCAUCCGUCACAGAGUCAUUAUUUCUGAUGGUGUCAACUUUAUGCAAGCCAUGCUCGCUCAGCAGCACUCACCUUUAGUUGACUCAGAGCAAAUCAAGCGUCAUAGUAUCAUUACACUCAAGGAAUUCGUCUGCAAUCCUCUUCAAAAUAGAAAGAUCUUAAUUCUUUUGAACUUUGAUGUGGUGCAAGUGGAUGUUGACGCCAAAAUUGGCGCUCCUGCCUCUUUGGAGAACUCCAAUUCCUCCAGCGCAGCCGGCCCAUCUACUCCUCCAGUGUCAGCUGUCAAGCCAGAGCCAAAGCCAGAGCCCAGAAAUGACUACAACUCCAACUUUUCGUCUGGUAAUGCUGCCAACAUGGCUCUGGAUGCCAAUGUCACUGGUAUCAGCAACUUGAAUCCCUAUCAGACUAGAUGGCACAUCAAGGCUCGUGUCACUCAAAAGUCAGAAAUCAAAAAAUGGCACAAUUCAAAGAGUGAUGGUCAAUUGUUCAGCGUGCAUCUCUUGGAUUCCUCUGGUGAGAUCAAAGCUACCAUCUUUACUGAUCAAGUGGACCGUUUCUUCAACUUGUUGGAGGAAGGCAAAGUAUACUACAUCUCCAAGGCUCGUGUCACCAUGGCUAGAAAGCAGUUCUCUACAUUGAACAAUGAGUAUGAGUUGGUGUUUGAGAAUGGUACCGAAAUCCAAGCUUGUGAGGAGGCCUCCAACAUCCCUCAAGUUAAGUACAACUUUGUAAAGAUUGCUGAUAUCGACAAGCAUGAAAAGGACAGUAACUGCGAUGUUCUCGGUGUUGUUACUGAAGAUAUGGGUAUUUCUGAGAUCAUCACAAAAACCACUGGCAGACCUCUCAAGAAGAGAGAGUUGACUCUCGCCGAUGACUCUCUCAAGACCAUCCGUCUCACUUUAUGGGGCUCUCAAGCCGAACAAUUCGAUGCUACCGGCUCACCUGUAAUUGCGUGUAAGGGCGUCCGUGUCAAUGAUUUCAGUGGUCGUUCCUUGUCAUUGAGUGCUUCCGCCACUUGCAAGAUCAAUCCCGACAUUCCUGAAGCCAAACGUCUCCAACAAUGGUACACAGACAAGGGCGUCAGCUCACAAUUCAACAGUUACUCUAGUACGGUCGGUGCCAGCGGAGAGGGCAUCACCAAGCGCAGCAAGAUAACCCUACAAGAAGCCAAGGAUGAAAAGUUGGGUACGGGCGACAAGCCUGACUACUUUGAAACGAGAGGCACUAUUGUCUUUGCUAAGUCUGAGAGUUUUGCCUAUCCUGGUUGCCCUGAAUGUAAGAAGAAGAUUACUCUUGAAACGAAUGGCUGGCGUUGCGAGAAAUGUCAAAAGACCUAUGCUACACCCGACUACAGAUACAUCUUGACGGCGAGUGUCGAGGAUGCUACUUCUCAAAUCUACUGCAAUUUAUUUGAUGACCAAGGCAACUUGCUGUUGGGCAUGAGCGCAAAUGAGCUUACCGCAAUAAAGGAGGCUAAUACUUCUGCUUCUAAUGCUGCCAUCAACAAGAAACUUUUCUCCACCUUCAACCUCAAGCUCAGAGCCAAACAAGAAACAUACAAUGAUAUUACUCGUAUCAAGUAUACUUGCGUUGAUAUGACUCCAAUUAAUUAUGUAAAGGAAGGCAAUGAGCUUGUUAAUAGCAUUGAGAAGCUCAUCGAUGCCUAA
This is a messenger RNA of Mucor velutinosus, 1782 nucleotides long. RefSeq lists its product as uncharacterized. The transcript has 9 exons. Gene Ontology annotation, cellular component: DNA replication factor A complex; nucleus. The record is from RefSeq and is a predicted model, not a curated record. The coding region runs from base 1 to 1782 and encodes 593 amino acids. Gene Ontology annotation, molecular function: damaged DNA binding; single-stranded telomeric DNA binding. NCBI's taxonomy places the organism in Eukaryota, Fungi, Mucoromycota, Mucoromycetes, Mucorales, Mucoraceae. Gene Ontology annotation, biological process: double-strand break repair via homologous recombination; DNA replication; nucleotide-excision repair.